UUUGAAUAAGAGUUCACUUUCGGUCAUUGCCCCACUGUCGAGUACCACUCCCACUUUGAGAGGUUUGUUGCCACAAGCUCCCCUCCAUUUUAUUUAACUUUUCUGCGGGCCCUGGGCGGAACUAGCGGUCUAGAAUGAGCGAGAAGAAGACCCAGAAGGAAGUAGCAAAGGAACGUCUGGAGAAAGACCUAGCCAGGUACAUCUAUGUCCCACAAUGGCACCUGGGAGCACCCAAAACUGCACCAACCAAUGGGAAAGUACCAGACAUUCCAGAUUUCACACCACAGCUAGGUGAUGUCCUAUCCUGGAGUGACUACCGUGACACCCACACCUACAUAGUAGGGAAGGAUGGAGCCCUGAUACCCAACCCUGACUACAGUGGAUCUGGGUACCUCACUAUACCUUUGGAGAUCACCCAGCACAUGACAGAUGCCAGGAGAAGGUACGAGGGUGUGGAUGUCCUGUUCAUGGACCUGAGACAUGACGACCAGUUUAUCCAGGAGAACUUCGGCGACCUUCCUGAGGAGUGGAAGUUCACCUGGUACGACGGCGAGGAGGAACUACAGAUCACCUUUCCUAACGGGAAAAUGCAGACAUUUUUACCUGGCGAGCACACAAAAGAAGACAUCUUCAGAUGGUACGAAGGUAGUCAGAAGAUGCAGAGUUCUUUCUCGGUGACCUAUGACCUGAAGGGUGAGGACCUGAAGCGAUUUCAGGAGAAAUACCAAAACAAGGAUGAUCCAAACGACCAGUACGCCUGGCUUCGAGCACGACCAAAGAUCCCGCCGACCUGGACCAUGGAGCCGGGGGGAGGGGGAGGGGGCAGCGACAGACACCACGGCACAUUUUACCUCAACGGCCCCGCCGAGGAAGCCAAGGCAGCGGUCGACGCCGUGAAGGAAUUCUACGACGGUUUCCAACACACCACGACAGAACCAGUCGAAUACUCGGACGAGGAAGACGAAGAUGAUGAUGAUGACGAUGAAGAAGAAGAAGAUGAAGAAGAUGAUGAUGACGAUGAUGAUGAUGAAGAGAACGAAAGAAGGAGAAAAAGGAUGAAAUUCGAUUUCGAAGAAGGAGGAGAAGCAGGUGAUGAUGAUGAUGAUGAAGAUGAUGAAGAUGAGGAGGAGGAAGAAGAAGAUGGAGAUGAAGAAGAACAAGAAGGAGUCUAAAGACUUGUAUAUUUUAUUACAUCUUUGAUGUUAUCUAACACAGAAACACAUACCUUACCUCUUGCAGUAUACCUGACA
Branchiostoma belcheri (Belcher's lancelet) is the source of this 1250-nucleotide messenger RNA. Its product is annotated as VID27-like protein. The transcript is spliced from 6 exons. Bases 135 to 1172 code for a protein of 345 amino acids. Lineage: Eukaryota; Metazoa; Chordata; Leptocardii; Amphioxiformes; Branchiostomatidae. The record is from RefSeq and is a predicted model, not a curated record.